Lodderomyces theae is the source of this 1635-nucleotide messenger RNA. RefSeq lists its product as uncharacterized. The coding region runs from base 1 to 1635 and encodes 544 amino acids. The transcript has a single exon. Lineage: Eukaryota; Fungi; Ascomycota; Pichiomycetes; Serinales; Debaryomycetaceae. The record is from RefSeq and is a predicted model, not a curated record.
AUGGACAAUGAAUACGAGUCAAUAAAUUUAGCAUCUACUCUCAAAAGUGAACUACCGAUUAAGUUACCAAAGAGGUACCAACAACAGAUACCUGUUUCAGAGAGUGAGAGUUAUGACGAUGACGAAUUUGAGCAUGACCCAGAGGAGUUUAUAACAGAUAAGCAUGCUGAUUUGGUGGAUGGACCACACUACGACAAGGAGUCUUUGCAUCUCAGCAAAGACCAAAGUAGUUUGCUAGCAGAUUCGAACAAUACAUUAAAUCCAAGCCUGUUGCAAUUGUCAAAGCUUGUGCUACCCCUGGCCCACCAAGACUUUACCGAGCCCAUGCAGUAUCUUUCAGAACGGAUAAAAUCUCUUGAAAGGAACCUAAUCGAGCAGAGAAAUCGUUAUAGUCUGCUGCUAAAAGAAGGGGAUUCAGAUUUGCUCCAGACUAGGUCAAAGAUUCAGCAAAUAUUUCAUCAAUUAUCUGAAUGUUACUUUUCCUUGAACGAACUAUACUUGAAGGAUGUGUCAUAUACAAAGUCUGUGAGCGCGUACUUUGAUGCUUGGAGCUUGAAGCGUGACAAAGUUUUGCAAAAGAUACAGAGAGCAAAAAGUGUGGAGAGUACGCAUGGGGCAAAACUUGCUGGGUUGUUGAAUGAAUCCACCAAGAUUGAUGAUGAAAUUAGGGAGCUUCAAAACCGCAUCGUGCAUUUGCAAGAAAAGAAGUCGAUUUUGAACAAAGAGAUAGAUGGGACCACAAGCGUGUUAGAAAGCCGAACUGCUAUUUGUGGGGAGAAUUUGCGUUACUUAGAACUGAAAGGAAAAGAAGUUUUAAUUGAUUAUCUAUCAAGCAAUGGGUUUCCUGGGUCCGAUCUAGCAAACUUGAUCAAAGAAAGAGCCGUUGACCUAGCAUUCACCAUGCCUGAAAAAGAAGAGGGCAAUGGGGAAUCUCAUCACUCAAUGGCCCAAAUUGUUUGCAACAAAGAUCCCGUCAAUGACACCAAGCUGGAGCCAUCGAUUGGAAUGAAGCCUUAUGAGCCGGCUCCCGAGACAACCACCAUCGACACCUCAUCCCAAACCAUCCCUUCUACACAAGACGAUUCACUAAGGAAUCAUGGACAUGGACCAACACCUUUCGAAAAAGGGUAUGCAACCGGCGCACAAAAUUCAAAGUUAGUCAAGAACCAAGUCCAAUCUAUCAUCCAAAAGGUACUUCUGCGCGUUCCAAAAAGAAGUGAAUCGCCACAACCGAAACUGAACCUUGGCUCCACUAUGACUUUAGAUGUGGAGCCUAUAACUACUUUCUUACGACUACGAAUAGACGGUUUGACCAAUCAAGUGUCUGGUACGGCAAAGAUGGCUGCAUUAUACCAUGAAUGUGAUAAACAAUGGUCUCGAAUUGGACAUAUAAUGUCUUUACAAGAAGAGCGGCUUGAAAAGGUUUUACAGGAGUCCAACUCUGCUGGUGAUAUUGAGCCAGUGCUACAUACAUUGACUCAAACUCGAGAUCAAUUGGAGCUGGCGGCAAGAUCAAUCUCUUUUCUGGAUCUGCGAGACAUAUUAACGCAGUUGGUCAAUAGUGAGAUCAAUGCGGUGAUUGACGCAAUAUCAAUCGUGAAACAACAAAAUGAAAGACAUCUGAAGCAGAGUUGA